Molecule: messenger RNA, 3318 nt
Organism: Thecamonas trahens ATCC 50062
Lineage: Eukaryota; Apusomonadida; Apusomonadidae
Exons: 1
Coding region: 1-3318 (1105 amino acids)
Source: RefSeq, a predicted model, not a curated record
AUGAUCCAUCCUCUCCCCAACACGGCCCUCGCCCUCGUCGUCGUCCUCGUUCUCGCCCUUGCCGGCCCGACGACGGCAGUCACCCGGCUGGUUGCAACCACGGGCAGCGACAGCGGGGACUGCUCAGUGAGCCCGUGCCUCACGCUCACGUAUGCCAACGGACAGGCGCUGGCGGCAGACACUAUUCUUCUUGCGCCUGGUACCUAUGUCAUGCCGCCGCCACCGCCCGCACAGCCGUCGGUGAUGGUUGCCGUCGCAGACCUCACCAUCACAGCCGCCCUCCCGGCCACCGUCACGCUGCAAUCGGUGGCUGCGCCGGCGACCUCGACUCCGAUCAUCGGCGUCUCGGGCGCGGCAGUGACCGGCGUCACUCUCUCCAAUCUCGAUUUUGCUGUCCGGGCCGGCCCGUUUGUCACCGGCGGCGGCGUGCAGAUCAAGGACUCGGCUUCGGUUGCGGUGAUCAACUGUCGGUUCCGGAUGAUCUCGACCGACGCGCCGGACAUUUCGAACUGUGUCAAGUUUGGUGUCGGCGUGGCCGUUACCACCGCCACUGCCGUUGUCCGCGAUUGCACGUUCAACCAGCUCUCGUGCUGCUCGACCGGUGGCGGGGUCUUUGCUGAUGCCGGCGCCGAUGUGGAGGUCCACACCUCUACGUUUAUCAGCAACGCCGUCGUGGGUGCGUCUGGUGCCGGCGGUGCCGGCGUGUACUUUGGCUCAACUGUUUCAUCGCUUGUCACCGCUAUGGUCGUCGCCAACUGCACCUUUACAAGUAACAGCGUGCCGUUUCGCAAUGGUGGUGGCAUCCACGGCGCUGGCUUUGCUACCGGUACCAUCUACGGCUCACAGUUAACCAGCAACCAGGCCCGCAACGGCGGUGGCAUCUACACACUUGGCGCAGCCGUCACUGCAUACGAUUUGGUGCUGAGCAGCAACACAGCAUCGGCUGAGGGCGGCGGCUAUGCGCUUGGCAUUGGCUCGUCUCUCGACAUUGCAACGUCAACCAUUUCCGCGUCUGUGUCGCAAAAUGGCGGCGGUUUGUACUCGAAAGACGCCGCCUCUAUAUCUGGCCGCGAUCUCAUCUUUCGCGACAACGAGUCGCAGUUUGGUGCGGGCGCCUCGCUCCUCGACGGCACGGGCCAGUUCACCUUUACUAAUUGUCGGUUCGAGUCGAAUCGCGCGCUGGACCGUGGCGGCGGGAUGCUGGUCCGCGCACAGCACACAGCGGUGACUGACUCGGUCUUUGUCGACAAUCGCGGCACGUCUGCCGGUGGGGCUAUCGACAUCCAGCAGACCUCGCAAGUCGAGAUGGCAGGUUUGACCAUGGCUGUGAAUAUCGCCGACGUCGGUGCCGCCGUCUACACCUCGGGCAGCUCAGUGCUCAACGUGACCGACUCGGUCUUUCAGCUUGGCACAGCCUCGAUCGGCGGCGGCAUGUACAUGGCGCAGCAGUCAGUCUCACGCCUCGAGCGCUGCGUCCUACGCGACAACCGUGGCCUCUCCACAGGCGGCUCGAUGUACGCUGCCGACACGGCGCAGAUUGAGAUGGACAACGUCGACAUGCUCCUCUCAACAACUCCGUACGGCGGCGGGUGUGCGUUUUUCGAGCGGAACGCGGUCAUUGUCAUGCGCAACUCGCGCAUGUCCAACUGCUCGUCGCCAUCGGGCGAGGGCGGCGCGCUCUUUGCUCGCCAGAACGUUCGCCUCACACUGGCGUCGAUGGUGUUUGAGGAUAAUUUGACCGGAGCACUCGGUGGCGCGGUAUUUCUCUCUGGCGAGGUCAUCGCGUCGUUAACCAACUCCACGUUCCGCGGCAACGAGGCCAAGGGCGACGGCGGCGCGCUGUACAUGGAGCGGGACGUUGUGCUAGUUGCCGAUGAUCUGCUUGUGGAGAAGAACUACUCGCCCAAGUCGGGUGGAGUGUCGGUCAACGGUGAGUCUCGCAUCGAGGCUUCGCGCCUUGUCGUCCGUCAGCACACGCUCUCGUCCAAGUCUUCGGAAGCCCCCAUCACCAAUGGCGGCGGCAUCGGAUGCUCUGGCACCGCCACCGGCGCCAUUUCCGACUCGCUUUUCGAGGGCAACACGGUGGCCGGCUCUGGCGCUGCACUCUACACCUCGUCAUGCGUGUUCAACCUCACUGACGUCACUGUCCGCAACAACGACGCGCUGCUGUUUGGUGGCGGCGUGCACUUGCAGCACGAAUCGACGAUUGUGGGCGGCUCGUUUGAGGACAACUCGGCGCGCUGGGGCGGUGGCGUGUACAUGCUUACCGACGACGCGGCGACGCGACCGUCAGCGGCGCUUGUGGGUGUGGUCUUUGCCCGAAAUGACGCCCGCGGUGCGGGCGGUGGCCUCUACUGGGAGGGCGUGCAGCCCAUUCACGACCCUGCGUGCGCGGGGUGUACCUUCUCAGCCAACUUGGCGGGCGGGUACGGGCCGGACGAGGCGACGGCAGCCUCGCGCAUCAUCAUUCUCUCGCGGCCGCCGGACGAGUUGGUGGCCUUUGUCGGCUCGCCGCCGCUCUCGAUCGAAGCCUCGCUCUCAUUCGACGUCAGAGUCCAAGUCGUCGACUACUACAACGAGACGUUUCAGUUUUCCGACCCGACCGCACGGCGCGAGAUGAACGCCGAAGUUGGCGCCGAAGCCAUCCCGGUCGGCAGCGAGAACGCAACGGUCAUUGGCUCCAACCUGGUGACCAUUGUGGAUGGCUUUGCCGAGUUUACCGGCCUCUUUCUGCGUGGUACCCGGACCCGCAUCCCCUACAACCUGGUGAUGACAACGACGCCUGCCUCGGGCGUUACCAAGUGGGAGGUGGUGCUCGAGCAGUGUGAAGCCGGCUUUGCCGAGGUUGCGCACCCGGUCUUUCUCUUUGAGUGCAUCGAGUGCCCGUCGGGCCAGUUUGAUCUUGUGCGGUCAACGUUCUGCUCCAAUUGCCCCGAGGGCGCCAUCUGCGAGGGUCUCACUCGCAUCUACGCGCUGGAGGAUUGGUGGUGGGACGAGACGUCGCCAGACUCCAAGCCGCGCCUGUACUACUGCAUUCCCAACCGGUGCUGCCCGGUCUCGCAGCCGGGCAAUCGGUGCCAGCGCUCGCGACCGUGCGCCGAUGGGUGGAACCAGACGUCGACGCUCUGCUCGCGGUGCGAGGACGGCAAGUACGAGUGGAACAACGAGUGCAUUCCGUGCGACGGCACAGAGAGCUGGCGGUUCUUCCUCGUCUUUGUCAUUUGCUGCGCCUUUGUCGCGCUUCUCUUUGGCUUUGGCUCCAAGCUGGGUGGCGAGAUGCGGAUCUUUAUCUUUUCCUCCAGGCCGCGUCGCUGGUAG